GGGAAGAGCGGGCCCGCCCAGGUGCGCCGGGGGUUGGGCCGGAGUCCGGAAGGUGUGCCGCCGCGUCCCGGCUCGUCCCCCUCUGCCUCUUCCCCGAGGAAAAGUGAAAGUGUCUGCCAGCCGAGGUCGCGCACUGGGGGGCGGGGCCGGCGCGGACCUGGGAGCGGGCGCCGGGUACUCCAGGGGCCAUGGAUGGGCUCGGCCGCCGCCUCCGAGCCAGCCUGAGACUGAAGCGCGGCCGUGGGGGACCUCCCCAGGAUAAUCUGGGGGAAGUUGUAAAGGAACCAGAAAGGGCCCAGGAGCACUGUCUACCCAACUUUGCCGGAGGGCAGCACUUCUUUGAAUACCUUCUCGUGGUUUCUCUCAAAAAAAAGCCUUCGGUGGAUGAUUAUGAGCCCACAAUCACCUACCAGUUCCCCAAGCGAGAGAACUUGCUUCGGGGACAACAGGAGGAGGAGGAGCGGCUUCUCGGAGCCAUCCCCUUGUUUUGCUUCCCAGAUGGGAACGAGUGGGCCCCACUCACUGAGUAUCCCAGGGAGACCUUCUCGUUCGUUCUGACCAACGUGGAUGGCAGCAGGAAGAUUGGAUACUGCAGGCGCCUCUUGCCCGCCGGCCGUGGUCCUCGCCUCCCCAGGGUGUACUGCAUCAUCAGCUGCAUUGGCUGCUUCGGCUUGUUCUCCAAGAUCCUGGAUGAAGUGGAAAAGAGGCAUCAGAUCUCCAUGGCAGUCAUCUACCCAUUCAUGCAGGGCCUCCGAGAGGCAGCCUUCCCUGCUCCUGGGAAGACCGUCACCCUCAAGAGCUUCAUCCCUGACUCAGGCACUGAGUUCAUUUCACUGACGCGGCCCCUGGACUCCCACCUAGAGCACGUGGAUUUUAGUUCUCUGUUGCGCUGUCUCAGUUUUGAGCAGAUUCUUCAGAUCUUUGCCUCUGCAGUGCUGGAGAGAAGAAUCAUCUUCCUGGCAGAAGGUCUCAGCACACUGUCUCAGUGCAUCCAUGCUGCUGCGGCGCUGCUCUACCCCUUCAGCUGGGCCCACACCUACAUCCCUGUUGUCCCCGAGAGCCUUCUGGCCACUGUCUGCUGCCCCACUCCCUUCAUGGUUGGAGUCCAAAUGCGCUUUCGGCAGGAGGUUAUGGAGAGCCCCAUGGAAGAGGUCCUGUUGGUGAAUCUUUGUGAAGGAACCUUCUUAAUGUCAGUUGGCGAUGAAAAAGACAUCCUACCACCCAAGCUUCAGGAGGACAUCUUAGAAUCUCUUGGUCAGGGGAUCAAGGGGUCACAGACUUCUGAACAAAUCAAUGAGCAUGUUUCAGGCCCUUUUGUGCAGUUCUUUGUCAAGACUGUGGGCCACUAUGCUUCCUACAUCAAGCGGGAAGCAAAUGGGCAAAGCCACUUCCAAGAACGGGCCUUCUAUAAGGCUCUGACCUCCAAGGCCAACCGCCGAUUUGUGAAGAAGUUUGUGAAGACACAGCUCUUUUCCCUUUUCAUCCAGGAAGCUGAGAAGAGCAAGAACCCUCCUGCAGGCUAUUUCCAACAGAAAAUACUUGAAUACGAGGAACGGAAGAAACAGAAGAAACCAAAGGAAAAGACUUUGAAAUAAGAGCUGUGGUGAACAGAAGUGACUAGACCUAUAGGCCAGUUGUGGACUUUGGCCCCUGCCAGCAUGGUAGGAUGUGAAGCUUUCAGCCCCCAGAAUCCACAGCCUUCUUCCGAGUCCUGGUAACCAGGUCUUGCUUCAAGUUGGUGUCUUGAGUUUGGGAUCCCUGGAAUCAGCUUUCUCAAGACUUUGGAAGGCUCUGACCUCUGUGCUCACAGAGCUGGGCACAAAGCUGCCUUUCCUGCAGAGGUGACACCGGGCAGCAAACAGUGGUAGAGGUGUUGUAGAGUCUUAGAAGUUGCUGUAACUGCCCUCUCCCAGGAACCUCUCUUACAAAAUCCUCAACAGAGAAAGCAGUUGUGGCCCAAAGGCUCAGUUUCUCCACAUAAAAGAAGAGGUCUGUGGACAUGUGAGGAUAAGAAUAAAGACGAAAAUCUUCUUGUUCUUUAAA
Messenger RNA from Balaenoptera acutorostrata (minke whale), 2043 nucleotides. RefSeq names its product DENN domain containing 2D (gene DENND2D). NCBI's taxonomy places the organism in Eukaryota, Metazoa, Chordata, Mammalia, Artiodactyla, Balaenopteridae. Gene Ontology annotation, cellular component: cytosol; nucleoplasm. Bases 189 to 1595 code for a protein of 468 amino acids. The transcript is spliced from 12 exons. The record is from RefSeq and is a predicted model, not a curated record.